CUAUACGUAUACAUCAACCAACGAACCUACCCAACCCCCAUUCAAUUGAAUUCUGUACAGUGAGUUUUCAUUUCUCCCAUACCCAUUUGUCAUUUUCUUCAUCUCGCUCUCAAAUGGGUCCAAUUAGGGCUAAAUAGUUGAAUAUUUCAUAGACCCUUUUAUCUUUCUGAAUCUCAAAUCACGAGUACCCCCCCAGGUUGACUGAGUGAUGGAGAAUAGAAUACCACCUGGAAGUUACUUCCAGUACUCUCCUACUGGUCUUCAUGCUUCACUUCAGACUGCUUCUUCUCCUUCAGAUCGUGAAAGAUAUUUGGCAGAAUUGCUUGCAGAGAGACAAAAGUUAGCACCCUUUAUGCAAGUCAUGCCAAUAUGCAGCAGGCUCCUAAAUCAAGAGAUCAUGAAGACCUCUGGACUUGUAUCGAACCAUAAUUUUGUUGACCACGAGAGAAUGUUGCGUGAUAGAUCAUAUCGAUCAUUCGGUCAAAAACCAAAUGGAGGUCCAAUGGAUGUGGAGGCAUGGCCCACGAUGCAAUCAGAGGAUAACCGAUUUCUACAAAGAAUGGCUUCUUUUCCGGCUUCUGCUAGGGGUUGGCCCGCAUCACCAGGCAUGGCGACCCCUACGGUUAUAAAAAAAGUUAUUAGACUUGAUGUUCCGGUAGAGAAAUUUCCAAAUUAUAACUUUGUUGGCCGAAUUCUGGGCCCACGUGGAAAUUCGCUAAAAAGGAUAGAAGCCAUGACAGAGUGUAGAAUAUACAUCAGAGGUCGAGGCUCGGUGAAGGAUUCUGUUAAGGAAGAGAAGUUGAAAGAUAAACCGGGAUAUGAGCACCUCAACGACCCUCUACACCUGUUGCUUGAAGCCGAAUUUCCCGAAGACAUAAUCGACUCACGCUUGGAUCACGCGGUUGCACUACUAGAAAACCUCCUAAAGCCAGUGGAUGAGUCAAUGGACACUUACAAGAAGCAUCAACUAAGAGAAUUGGCUAUGUUAAAUGGUACACUAAGAGAGGAAAGUCCUAGCAUGAGCCCAAGUAUGAGCCCGAGUAUGUCUCCCUUCAACAGCAAUGGGAUGAAACGGGCCAAAACAGGAACAUGACGGGCCACCAUGGCCCAAACACUGGGUUGCGUCAAUUUGAUCGUGUGAACCGCACACGGGUUUUACCACCGACUAUAUCCACAAGACGAGACUGGAAAUCUUUGAAUGCUCAAGAGACGACGGUCUGCUUUUGUGGCAUAUUGUGACAGCUUCGGGCUAAUUCCGGCCCGUGACUUAGGUUUGAAAGACUUGAUAUUUACUUGUAGUUAUCUAUUUUUUUUCUUGUGAGUUUGAUUAUUAAUGUUUUUAGCUCAUUUUGAUUUCUGAAAUAAGCAUCAAUAAUAGUAUUGCAGUAGUCUAGUUAUUGAUUGUAAUCAAAGACUAAUAAGAGGCAAAUAGAACUAUGUAUAAUAGUUUGAAUAA
This is a messenger RNA of Helianthus annuus (common sunflower), 1456 nucleotides long. RefSeq names its product KH domain-containing protein At1g09660/At1g09670. Gene Ontology annotation, cellular component: nucleus. Bases 209 to 1093 code for a protein of 294 amino acids. NCBI's taxonomy places the organism in Eukaryota, Viridiplantae, Streptophyta, Magnoliopsida, Asterales, Asteraceae. The record is from RefSeq and is a predicted model, not a curated record. Gene Ontology annotation, biological process: regulation of mRNA splicing, via spliceosome. The transcript is spliced from 8 exons. Gene Ontology annotation, molecular function: mRNA binding.